Molecule: messenger RNA, 2527 nt
Organism: Neopelma chrysocephalum (saffron-crested tyrant-manakin)
Lineage: Eukaryota; Metazoa; Chordata; Aves; Passeriformes; Pipridae
Gene: AFG2B
Product: spermatogenesis associated 5 like 1
Exons: 8
Coding region: 59-2341 (760 amino acids)
Molecular function (GO): ATP binding; ATP hydrolysis activity
Source: RefSeq, a predicted model, not a curated record
CAGCCGGGCGGGCCCGCGCGGAGCAGGGCGGUCGCUGCCCUCGCCCGCGGAGGGAGCGAUGGAGCCGACGGCCCUGAAGCUGCUUCCACCGGACCCGGGAGAUGAGGGCACGCAGCGCUGCCGGCUGGGACCCGCCGCGCUGUCCUGGCUGGGGGCCCGGCUCGGCGCCCCGCUGAGGAUCUCGCUGCCCGGCGGGUGCUGUGUGUGCACGGCGUGGCCCCGGCACGACCUGGCCGACGGGUUCCUGCAGGCCGACCUGACCUGCAGCACCGCGGGCCUGGCCCCGCCGGCCCUGCGCGGGCUCUCGCUGGAUGUGCGGCAGCUGGAGCCGCUGCCCCACCGGCAGCUGGGGAAGGCGGCGGUCAGAGUGGUCCUCAGGAGCGCCGCGCUGAAGAAGUCGACUCCCAGAGCGGUGUUGCAGGAGACGAUCAGAGAACUGUUGAGAAAUGUUUAUGUUUUGCCUCGUUACGUUGUUACUGUUGCCCCAAGUCCCGAAAAUCCCGUGGUGUAUAUUGAAAUACUGUCUGCAGACUCUUUGGUGGAGGAAGCUGGAUUGAUAACCCCCCAAACAAGCAUAAAAAUUAAGGAAGUGAUCACUUUAGAAUGGUACAGACAUUUGUCAGAAGGCAUCGCAAAAACUUCAGUUGCAGGACUAGAUGACGUGGGGAAGUCUUUGAAAGAAAUGAUCGAUCUGCCUUUGCGCUUUCCAAAAACUUUUAAGAACCUGGGGCUUUCUGUCCCUAAUGGAGUGCUGUUAAUUGGGCCCCCGGGUGUAGGGAAAACUCUUAUGGUGAAGGCAGUAGCAGAAGAGGUGGGUGCGUUUCUGUUUGGCAUCAGUGGCCCAGCCCUCCAUGGCUCGAGGCCAGGAGAAGGUGAAGAGAAUUUGCGGAGAGUCUUCGAAAAGGGCAGAGAAAUGUCCCAAGAAGGCCCAACCAUUCUCUUCUUUGAUGAAAUUGAUUCUUUGUGCCCGAAGCGAGGGAGUUCAAACAAUGUUCCUGAAGAUCGGAUUGUUGCUCAGCUGCUGACGCUGCUGGAUGGUGUAAGGAGCGAGGGUGAGAUGGUCAUUGUGGCAGCAACAAACAGGCCAGAUGCCUUAGACCCUGCACUCAGAAGACCUGGCAGAUUUGACAGAGAGGUUAUUAUUGGGACCCCAACAGUCACACAAAGAAGAUCCAUCCUGCAGUUGCUUACGUCUAAUAUGCCCAUUUCUGCAGACGUUGAUUUGGCUCAGCUGGCAGAGAUGACACCUGGGUAUGUGGGAGCUGAUCUCACAGCACUCUGCAGGGAAGCUGUUAUGCAGGCUGUGUCCCACAGCUCCUUGGAGUCAACUGAAACUGAAACCAUGAUUAACAUGGGAGAUUUCCAAGAAGCUUUUAAAAAAAUUCAACCAUCCUCUUUUCGAAGUGCAGUUGGACUAACAGAGUGUAAACCAGUGACUUGGGAGCAAAUUGGUGGUCUUGAAGAUGUAAAAUUAAAGUUAAAACAGAGUAUUGAGUGGCCUAUGAAGUUUCCUCAAGCAUUUGCUCGGAUGGGCCUGUCCCAUCCCAAGGGUAUCCUUCUCUAUGGGCCUUCUGGCUGUGCCAAAACCACGCUGGUGAGGGCUGUGGCCACCAGUUGUCACUGUUCCUUUCUCUCUGUAAGUGGUGCUGACCUGUUCUCACCUUAUGUUGGAGACUCAGAGAAGAUUUUGUCUCAGGUUUUUCGCCAAGCAAGAGCAAACACUCCAGCAAUAAUAUUCCUGGAUGAGAUUGACACUAUCCUGGGAUCUCGGUCACACGGCAGAACUGGCCCUGGGGUCUCCGAGCGGGUUCUGUCUGUUCUCCUCAAUGAGUUGGAUGGUGUUGGGCUGAAAGUUACAGAAAGAAGAGGAGGCAAAUUACAGCUUGAGGGGCAGUGCCAAGAACAAAGUGAUGAUGAGGAAAGAAAGCUAGAGUUUCAGGAAACUUUGAACAAAGAUUUCAUGGUAGUUGCUGCAACAAAUAGACCAGAUAUGUUGGAUGAUGCCUUAUUGCGUCCUGGAAGGUUGGACAAGGUGAUCUAUAUUCCACCUCCAGAUCUGAAGGGAAGACUUUCCAUUUUGAAAAUCUGCACUGAAAAAAUUCCACUGGAUACUGAUGUGUCACUACAAGAUGUGGCAACCCUAACAGACCUGUUCUCUGGAGCUGAUAUUGAAAAUCUGUGCAAGGAGGCUGCUUUGUUGGCUUUGCAAGAGAAUGGACUUGAAGCAACUGCUGUAAAACACGAGCAUUUUGUGAAAUCAUUGAAGACUGUAAAACCAUCCUUAAACAGAAAAGACUUGGAAUUUUAUGAAAAAUUUUAUAAUCAAGAAUUAGCCUCUUGAAUCAAAAAGGAGUGGCAUAGGUAUUUUUAAAUAUAUUGCAAAGAUUUUGAAAAUGCUUACAUCUUUCCUGCUUUUUAAUACUGUACUCACUGUAGGUUUCAGGGUGUAUGAAAUACAGUGAGGUUUCACUUGUCAAAGGUCUGUAAUUUCGAUAAUGAAUAAUAAAUUAAAAUCUUGUUUGCUUUG